AUGAAACAUAUUGAAUCAAAACAUAGCAAACUGGCGACGUACACGCAGAGACCGCAGCCGCCACCGUCUCCGACGCCGCCGUCGGUCGCGCGGCAGGCCGACCGCACGUCUUCCGCCCCCGGAAAUGGUACCGACCAGCUGUACCCGUUUUUUGAUUACUACGUGCCUCGGAACAUCACGACCACGAUCGGACAGAGCGCGUUUCUCCACUGCCGGGCGGAAAACUUGAACGACAAAUCGGUAUCGUGGAUGCGGAAGAGAGACUUGCACAUACUGACGGCAGGAGUGCUGACUUACACCAGUGACCAGAGAUUCCAAGUCAUCCACCCGGAUAACUCGGACAAUUGGACCCUACUGAUUAAAUUUGCUCAACCGAGAGACGCCGGAAUCUAUGAAUGCCAAGUGAAUACCGAACCCAAAAUGAGUUUGGCAUUCCAGCUCAACGUCGUGGAGAUGAGGGCCAGGAUUUGCGGACCGCCGGAGCUGUACAUCAAAGAGGACAGCGAGGUGAGCAUGCGGUGUGAGCUGAGUCAGGGCCCACACGACCUGGGUACCAUAUUCUGGUACUUGGGCAACGUUCCCGUGUACACGGACCAGGCAAGCCUGCAGUCAAUCCGGCAGCCACGGGUCAGCGUUCACACCGAAUGGGUGGACGGACUCAAGAGCACGCUACAUAUAGCCCGGGCCAAGCUUGCAGACUCCGGGAACUACACGUGCAUGCCCACGUUUGGACAAUCAGCUACCAUCAACGUGCACGUGGUCAACGGCGAACACCCUGCAGCAAUGCAGCACGGCAACCGGAGUGCGGUCAGCGGCCAGAUGACCGUCCACGUGCUAGCCCUGUUCAGCCUGGUCAUAAUGCUGUCCAAUCCGGUGCUGUUCGGACACUGAGGAAAGCAAACCGAGGAUGGCGAGGAUGCGAUGGCGGCGCCGCCGUCUCGUCCUGACCUCUCCUUCGACCCCCAAGCAUCCACAUACCCCCGCCCUCGCCGCCCUCCAGGCACGGUACGCCGCGAAAUCUUAUUUUUAUUCGUCAGCCCCGGGACGAGUAGGAAGACGACCGGCCAAACAGACGCGGACGGUGUUUCUCUUCUCUUAUACAUAUUAUACUACAUACAUAAUAUAAUGCAUAAUAUUAUAUAUAUUAUAUAACACUAUAAAAUAUAUAAACAUUUCA
Molecule: messenger RNA, 1177 nt
Organism: Myzus persicae (green peach aphid)
Lineage: Eukaryota; Metazoa; Arthropoda; Insecta; Hemiptera; Aphididae
Product: inactive tyrosine-protein kinase 7-like
Exons: 5
Coding region: 1-891 (296 amino acids)
Biological process (GO): synapse organization
Cellular component (GO): neuron projection membrane
Source: RefSeq, a predicted model, not a curated record